AAUCGAACCCCUGCGGAAAGAUAAGAGUGUGACUUGAGCUAAUAAUACCGUGCCGGAACAUACAUCUUCAAUAUCCAGCUUCGAGUGGAUUCAGUCCUGCCUGAAACUUCAACGAACGAAGAUGUCCGCUCCGUACGAUAUUGAGACUGGGGCGCCCAGCGCCGAACUGCUGGAAGUAGCCCGCCAGGAAAUUCGUGAGACUCCGGAAGUUCGAGCUGCAGCCAUCCUUGAGCUGCGCAAAUUACUGCAAGCCACGAGCGAUUUGAACUUCCCCGAUGAUGACGAUUUUCUUCUGUUUUACCUCAGACCAACGCAUUUCUACCCUGAGAGUGCCCUCAAAUUGAUGCGCAAUGUAGCAGCGUUUCAGAAAGAGUACCACGAUGUACUGCACAAUCUAAUGCCAUCGGACAUCAAGAACGAAGUAACCAACUACAAUCUGGUGACGGUGUUGACCAACCGUGACCAAAUGGGCCGUCGAAUGGUUGUCAUCCGAAUGGGUGAGGUAUGGGACCCGAAAGAAGUUAACGAGGAUAAGAUCUUCGCCAUUUUGUAUACGAUCCACAAGCUGGCCAUUUUGGAACCGGCGACGCAGAUCAACGGAAUUGUGGUCAUUUACGAUUUCGCGGGACUGGGAAUGAAACAGAUUAAGGGCAUGUCAACAGGGGCAUCGAAGCGAUUGUUGAGCUUCAUCCAGGAAGCGGCUCCUCUGCGAAUGAAAGCGGUGCACUUCAUCAAUGAGCCGAUCAUUUUCAACAUGGUUUGGGCCCUGAUGAAGCCAUUCGUCAAGGAGAAGCUGAAGAAAAGGAUGUUCUUCCACGGCGAGGACAGGAAGAAGCUGUUCAAGCACAUCAAUCCUGAAUGUCUACCCGCUGACUUUGGCGGUAGUUUGCCCGCGCUGAACUAUGGAUCAAAGGAAUGGUAUCCAGCGAUGGAAAAAUACAGUGAUUUUAUUAAGAAGUUCAACUCGGCCGGAUUUAAAUGAACCAUGACAAUUAAAGUAUCGAAUAGGUUGGAUAAUAAAUUACACAAGUUAUUUUUGUUUUAUUGAA
Molecule: messenger RNA, 1049 nt
Organism: Armigeres subalbatus
Lineage: Eukaryota; Metazoa; Arthropoda; Insecta; Diptera; Culicidae
Product: retinaldehyde-binding protein 1-like
Exons: 3
Coding region: 122-982 (286 amino acids)
Cellular component (GO): membrane
Molecular function (GO): phosphatidylinositol bisphosphate binding
Source: RefSeq, a predicted model, not a curated record